Molecule: messenger RNA, 1608 nt
Organism: Symbiodinium sp. CCMP2592
Lineage: Eukaryota; Dinophyceae; Suessiales; Symbiodiniaceae
Source: the annotation of a GenBank genome assembly
AUGUGGCAGGCAUUCUGGAGAGAUGAGGCCGAGGCCCAAGCCAGCACAGCAGAGGCAUCACCUGCGGAGACGGCUGAGCGCAACGGCAUGAAAGUGCUUCUCGAGCAGGAGCUUUCGCGGCUACGUGUCGAGUUCGUUGAAGACAUCCACCGAGAGCUACAGGACGUCCAAGGUUCACUGAGGGAGCAGCUGCUAGACUUCAAAAAGGAGCUUAUUGCAGAGCUCCAUGCAAAGAAGGAGCCGAUCCUUGGCUUCAAGGUCCCGCCGGACGCGCGGUUCGGCAUUGAUUUGGACCCAGCUGAGCCUUUGCCAAAUGCAGAUUGGUCGCAUCACCUCCUCGAGGAUAGCCUGUUGAUGCCGAUGCAGGCUGGUUGCUGUGCAAGACUUUCCUUGGAGGACUCGGAAAAGUUUGAGCCCAACACGCUUGACGUGUUGCAGAUAGAGUCUGAGUAUGAUGUGGAUUGGCUACGUGCUGGAGAAGGCAUCGCUUUGCUUGGGACUGUCUUAUCUCCGAGCGAUUUGAUGAGGCAUCCUCGCGAUCAGCAACAGGCCCUGAACUCCGGCACAAACGAUGAGAAUGAUGCAGUGGUCGGGGACGACACGAACAAGGACCAUACUACAUACCGCAGUGAGCUGGACGCGCUGUCCGGCAUUCAGGAUUGUUCAGUCUCUAUUGAAAACUAUCCAACGAACUCUCUGGAGGACAGGGAAAAGGAUGUGGUGGACUCGCCGACAGACCCGCGCAAAAAGCCCAACAACAUGUUUGAGUACAGCGAGGACUGGACAGGCUAUACAAAUCCACAUGCAGCACACUUAGAGCCCUUUUCGAUUUUUGCCCUCGUCGACUUGCAGAUGGCUUUGCUGGAGAUGCUGCGUGUCCCAGACAUGUUGCAGCUUUGCACGCUGUGCCGCUCCGUGAACUCGGAGGCAGUGGUACAACAUUUGGUCGAAUGCGCCAACAUUGCAGAUUCGCCCGUGUGGCUGUCCGAACUGGCGCACUGCGAAGACCGUUUGCUUUGUGGUCGGCCUCGCAGCCAGAUUCUUCGCUGCUUCAGGGAGGAUCCCCAGCUGGAGAAGCGCGUGGCGUGCAGACUUUGGGUCCAUCGACAAAUGCUUCUCUGCCGAAUUCCCAACAGUUUAAAGGCUGUCGAAUGCAUGCACGAAAUGACGGGUGUCCUGGUGCAGUGUUGCUACGGGCCACCGACGGAGCAGCGGCGAGCUGCUCUUCUUGUCAUGGUAGCUUUAGGGGUGCACGGCUGCAAAGAGAUGCAAAAUCAUGUCAUGGAAGAUAUGCCGAACAUCUUGCAGUGUAUUCUGGAAGCACCGCAACCUGGAGAGCUGGAGAAUGUCAUGAAGCACCUUGUGCAUUGCCAUCGGGCACUGCAUAACGAGUUGCGUCAGUGGUGGGUGACUUGGCUGGUAGAUUACAUCCUUUUGCAAGAAGACCUGGAUGAUUUGGAUUUCUUCCUGCACAAGCUGGAGCUCCUGAUAAGCGAUGUUGGUCAUCCUGCCUGGCUACAUUUUCCCGCUGUUGGAAAGCUCCAGCAAAGGAGCGAAGUUGCGCUGGACAGAUUCUUGGUCCUCUAUGGAGGACAUGCGAUUCCGUAA